AGGAGUUCUUUUGUCUCUAAUGGCCAGUGGUCAAGCGCAUGCUCAAUACAAAAUCUCUGCCUGUUCAAAAGGACAGUUAAUAGUGCAUACGAGGAUUGAUUAUCUUUUUAAAAAUCUUCUUUUUUUUUACAAAUUCAGACAUGAAAGUACAAGUGAUCAUAUCCGUCACCGUUGUAUUUUCACUGAUCUACCUUGCAUUGAAUGACGUGUCACUUGGUAGGAAUAUUAAGUCACUUUCCUCAGAAGGUUCCAGGUUGCAUGAUGGAUUGAGUCGUGUGCACAUUGUAACACAGUACACGAUAUUCAAAAAUCCAAAGAAGCUGAAAAUCAUUGCACGGAGACAAAAAGAAAUGCUGGAGGCCUUACAGAACAACCUACAUCACCCACAUGUCGCAAAAAUUCAUGUGUUAUGCAAAGACGACAGUGAGAUGCAAUACAUUUUGCAUUCUAAGCUUGGCAAUAGCGACAAACUGCUCUUUCAUCACAUUGGUCGCGAUCUUUGCUUCUCCGACGUCUUUCGGUAUAUCAGUGAAAAUCUUCUGGGAGAAGCAGCGAUGCAACUAAAUAUAGACUGUUUCUUAGAGCAAGGUUGGCACCGAUUGAACAUCACACUUCUACAAGACAAGACGAUGUAUGCCCUAACAAGACACGAGACGGACUACAGCAUUAAGCACUGCAACGCCAAAGAAUUUUGCCCUAACGAUAGACUCGCCAACCAAGGAAGCCAUGACGCAUUUAUGGUUAAUCUUAUCUCUCCUCUUCCGGAGGCGAUGCUCAAACAAAUGGAAAUACUGAAGCUGCCCUAUCUCGGAAUAGAGCAAGCACUAAUUUCUCUGUUUCGCAAAUAUGGGUUCAAGGUGAAGAAUCCUUGCCGUAUUUUGCGCAUUUUUCAUCAUCACUGCAGUAAAUAUAGAAACAUCAAGCAGAAGUACAUAAAUGGGACGAGAAUAGACCGAUUUCUUGGCAUUAAUGGGAGUCUUGGGAAAGUUUACAAUACAGGUCUUUGAUGUUCACCGAAAAGAAGUGAUAGGGUAAGGCAAAUAAACUAAUAUCGUCGGAAAGAAAAACACAGAAGUCGAAAUAGCGAUUCGAGAGGCCAAAGCCUCGUCUCAACCUCGCUGGCCACUAAAAAGAGAGACGUUCGAGGUUCUGGGUAAAGGCGGUGGGCGAAGCAUUGAAAUUUUGAGGCGAAAAUGUGUUUUUGACAGUAGCGGAUUUACGGAGUUGGGGUAGCCAAAUGUAAACGAGAAAAACACCAUUUGGUUCUCAGAUUCUAAAUAAACAAAAAAUAAAAACACCAAAUUGCAA
Molecule: messenger RNA, 1308 nt
Organism: Nematostella vectensis (starlet sea anemone)
Lineage: Eukaryota; Metazoa; Cnidaria; Anthozoa; Actiniaria; Edwardsiidae
Exons: 3
Coding region: 141-1007 (288 amino acids)
Source: RefSeq, a predicted model, not a curated record